UGAUUCUGAUCUGUUUUUUUUAACUUGAUUUUUAACGAUUGAUUGUGCUGUAGCCUGUGUCCCCCCCCCUCCCCCCUCCCCCCUUUCUUAGUUAACAACGUUAUCAUAUGUUUAGUUGUUGAUGGGGUUGAUUACCAGUGUUGCUACGUGACUUGUCUAGGACCUUCCAAACCCCCCACGCAACAAAACAACUCUUGGCUUGCAUGUUGGAGAUCCUUUCCUACCUUUGGUUUUCUCUACUCAUGAUGUUGUGGUUUCUGUUUUCUUUCUCAAAUUAACCCAUUGCUUCCUCCAGUAGCUCACAUCAUCCUCUUCUAUCUCUUUCCCUCCUGCUCAUGACGUAGACCAGGAACCAACUCAGUGAAAGUUAUUUGAUGGCUAGAACUAAGGUUGCAAAGGCAGGGUAUAUAUAAUAUGUAAACUUUCCAAAAUGUGUAUUGGUAUCUUUCCAGGAUUUUAUGUAAUCUGUCACAAGACAUCUAGUGGCCCUUUUGGGUACUUCAGGUUAUCUCAGGUGUCUAAUAGUCUCUGGUCCUCUCUCCGGCCUUAUCACAAGUAAAAUAUAUGAAAUAAUGAAAUAAGAUGAUUUUAAAACACAAAAUAGAAAGCUGUCAAAUAUUAUCCUAAAUACAAAACCAUCAAGUUAUAUUGCGAGUUUCAGCAUGAAACUAUUUGAGUUAUACAUGUUGACAUAGUAAAAUUUGUUGUCAAUGUUUUGGAAGAGUUGCAGAGGUCAUUGAAAAUAAUGCCAUUGUUGAUUAGAUGCCUUUUUUAAUUAAUUAGGCUAUUUUUACUUCGACCAUAUGGUCUAUCUACUAGAAACUCAUGGACCAUAUGGACACAGAUAUAACAUCAAUAACAUAUAAUAAAACAAUUCAAGUAUAAAUUACCAAAGUUACGAUAGAUUGCCACAGAUUUUCUGUUAACUUACCAAAAUUACCGAAGAUUCCAGUAACUUUUGUAAAUUACUGGUAGCUUUGCAACGCCUAGCUAGACCUCUGAAGCCAUAAACCACUGUAGAAAUGUGUCCAUACAGAGAAGAGAAAGAGUGAGUGAGAGAAAUGGUGAGAGGAAGGAUGGAACCGGAGAAUGGUGUCAGUACUGUGGGACACACGAGACAGUGUGUUUAUGGUGUGGAUGGAUUGGUAAUGGAGCCCCUCUACUGGAACAAUACAGGGAACUGAGAUGACUGAGAACAUUCACACUUCCAAAAGGAACUGGUUUAUUCAAACAGACAUCCUGAUCCACUCUGUUGUCGCUCAUUGGUGACACAAUAUCUCAUUUGUUUUAAUACCAAACGUCUGAUUCUAAUUCUCACUGAGUGUAAAACUGACAGCAAAUACCAAAUGUAAGUAGAUUGUAGUGUGGAACAUAGAUUAAUACUAACCAAGAUAUCCAAGUAGGAUACAGAAGUUAUAACCUUUACCAUGUAAAACAUACAGCAUAUUUAAAAGGCAUACAUAUAGCCAGUAAACAUGGAGUGUAAACUGAUCUCAGAUAAGUUGUUUGCAGAGUGGUAGACUACUGGUCAGGCAGCAGCUGUUCACAGUGUUCUACACGGCUUCUCAAAUUCCGCUGGAAAAUGAGAGUCGCUCAGCGGGGCCCUAAAUAAUGGAUGUCAUAGACAGGGCCUUCGCUGGCUCGAUCACUGGCUCGCCGGCGGACAACAGGUGGGCUGCCUGAGACAUGUGCCCAGGGGCCGGGGGGCCUGUGUGCCUCUGUUCUAGGGGAUUACCCAUGUGUCUCAGUGAUUUACAAAGCACCUUUAUUUAGCCCUGAACUUUCAACACAAAAUGGCCGCCUGCCCUGUCGUCCUCCAACCAGAGGAAAGGUUCAUGUCGAUCGGACCAGUUUCAGCAGUAGGAGUAGGAGCUCUCCAUGUCCUCUGGUCUUCUACAACUGCCUGUCCAUCUGUGUCUUCUACAACAUCCUGUCCUCUGUGUCUUCUACAACUCUGCCUGUCCUCUGUGUCUUCUACAACUCUGCCUGUCCUCUGUGUCUUCUACAACUCUCUCUGUCCUCUGUGUCUCCUACAACUCUGCCUGUCCUCUGUGUCUUCUACAACUCUGCCUGUCCUCUGUGUCUCCUACAACUCUGCCUGUCCUCUGUGUCUCCUACAACUCUGCCUGUCCUCUGUGUCUCCUACAACUCUGCCUGUCCUCUGUGUCUCCUACAACUCUGCCUGUCCUCUGUGUCUCUACAACUCUGCCUGUCCUCUGUGUCUUCUACAACUCUGCCUGUCCUCUGUGUCUCCUACAACUCUGCCUGUCCUCUGUGUCUUCUACAACUCUGUCUGUCCUCUGUGUCUUCUACAACUCUCUGUCCUCUGUGUCUUCUACAACUCUGCCUGUCCUCUGUGUCUUCUACAACUCUGCCUGUCCUCUGUGUCUCCUACAACUCUGCCUGUCCUCUGUGUCUUCUACAACUCUGCCUGUCCUCUGUGUCUCUACAACUCUGCCUGUCCUCUGUGUCUUCUACAACUCUGCCUGUCCUCUGUGUCUUCUACAACUCUGCCUGUCCUCUGUGUCUCCUACAACUCUGCCUGUCCUCUGUGUCUCCUACAACUCUGCCUGUCCUCUGUGUCUUCUACAACUCUGCCUGUCCUCUGUGUCUCCUACAACUCUGCCUGUCCUCUGUGUCUCCUACAACUCUGCCUGUCCUCUGUGUCUCCUACAACUCUGCCUGUCCUCUGUGUCUCCUACAACUCUGCCUGUCCUCUGUGUCUUCUACAACUCUGUGUGUCCUCUGUGUCUCUUCUAUAAUUAUGUUUGACAGACAGGUGGACUCUGUUACAGUCAUAGAGACAGACAGGUGGACUCUGUUACAGUCAUAGAGAGACAGACAGAUGGACUAGUAAGUCAUGAGGUCAGUGAGACAGAGGAAGGGAAUAGUAAGUCAUGAGGUCACUGAGACAGAGGAAGGGAAUAGUAAGUCAUGAGGUUACUGAGAUAGAGGAAGGGAAUAGUAAGUCAUGAGGUCACUGAGACAGAGGAAGGGAAUAGUAAGUCAUGAGGUCACUGAGACAGAGGAAGGGAAUAGUAAGUCAUGAGGUCACUGAGACAGAGGAAGGGAAUAGUAAGUCAUGAGGUCACUGAGACAGAGGAAGGGAAUAGUAAGUCAUGAGGUCACUGAGACAGAGGAAGGGAAUAGUAAGUCAUGAGGUCACUGAGACAGAGGAAGGGAAUAGUAAGUCAUGAGGUCACUGAGACAGAGGAAGGGAAUAGUUAUCCUCCAGAGUUGACCGAGGUCAUGCCAUGUGCUGCUGUAGGAGAGAGAGAAGACAGAGAAGACAGAGGAAGGAAGGGAAUAGUUAUCCUCCAGAGUUGACCGAGGUCAUGCCAUGUGCUGCUGUAGGAGAGAGAGAAGACAGAGAAGACAGAGAAGACAGAGGAAGGGAAUAGUUAUCCUCCAGAGUUGACUGAGGUCAUGCCAUGUGCUGCUGUAGGAGAGAGAGGCUCAGCUUGUCCGUUAGUGAUGACAAGAGGAGAAAAAAUAGCCUCCAGCCUCUCCUGUCACUCUCCCGGACGUGUGUGUGUGUGCAUGUGUGUACGUGUACGUGCGUGAGUAUGUGUGUGUGUGUGUGUGUGUGUGUGUGCGUGUGUGUG
Oncorhynchus keta (chum salmon) is the source of this 3605-nucleotide messenger RNA. RefSeq lists its product as uncharacterized. The transcript has 5 exons. The coding region runs from base 1794 to 2762 and encodes 322 amino acids. The record is from RefSeq and is a predicted model, not a curated record. NCBI's taxonomy places the organism in Eukaryota, Metazoa, Chordata, Actinopteri, Salmoniformes, Salmonidae.